This is a messenger RNA of Naegleria fowleri, 4464 nucleotides long. RefSeq lists its product as uncharacterized. Gene Ontology annotation, cellular component: membrane. The record is from RefSeq and is a predicted model, not a curated record. Bases 1 to 4464 code for a protein of 1487 amino acids. Lineage: Eukaryota; Heterolobosea; Eutetramitea; Acrasida; Naegleriidae. The transcript is spliced from 3 exons.
AUGGGACUAUUGCAAGCAGUCCUGUUCUUCUUUGUCAAACAAUUCACCUAUUCGCUGACAGGAGGCCUCUACUAUGAACAUGCUGCAUACUUUUUCAUUAACGUGAUACAUUUUCUCUUUUAUACGUUCUUUAUAUUAUUUCCUUUAUUUUUCAUAUUGGUGUUCGGAUUUGGAAAUAUAUUUGCAGAGAUCAUUUACUCAUGUUGCAUCUUACUGUUUUUUGGAGUUAUCAAGGUCUUCAAUUUGUAUUUUCAUUCUUACUUUGAUUCCCAUUCGAAACAAGAGAAAAUACAGAACACAAAAACAAGUCCUCUUGCAGAAGCCACCAAUCUUCUCAACAACAACAAUAAUAAUAAUAAUAGCAACAACAAUAAUAAUAAUAACCACAAUAGUAAUAGCAACAACAACUCAACAGCCGAGUCUCGGAAUGAGGAUUCUCACAAUCACACCAAUAUUCUGACAAUUGAAGAAGAGGCAGGAGGGAGAAAGCCUACGACUACGACUACUACGAGUGGUGGCACUGGUGGCACUGCUCAUGAUGAGACAAUGACAAGUGAACAGACUCCACAUUUAACAACAACAACAACAACAGCUCAUGGAGAGGACCUUCAUAGCAUUGCCAUCACCAUUGUGGGUAAUAGUAACAGUCAUAAUAAUAAUAAUGAGGAAGUCAUUACUACUUCCAAUACUCAAGAGAAUUCUCUUUCCUCAACAACAACAAGAUUGGAAGGAGAGCAAAAUUCAUCCACUCAGAAAGUGACGCCGUCGACUGCAGUUCCACAAUUCGAUGGUUCUUCCGAUCGUGAAGAGGAGGGAGAUCAUAACGAAUCGAACAAGUCUUCUUCCUCGUCCAGCGACCCGAGUAGCGGAGAAGACUCCUCUGGAACGACCAUUCCAGUUCACAUUCAUCGAACAACAGGAGAAACGACUGUUCUUGGACAAAAUGAGACGACAAGCCCAUCCAAUGCAACAUUAACCACGCAGAAUGGAAGUAGUCAUCCUCCACAAGAUCAAAUUCCUUCUUCCUCUUCUUCGGAUCAUGUCAAUUCUUCACCUAAAAUUCCAGAGAUGAGAACUUUUGUGUUUGAAUUUGUGGAUGAAUUUGGAGAUAUUCAAUCGUAUGAAAUGUCUGUCACAUUGGAAGAAUAUGAACGAUUAAUGAGAGAAAAGAAUAAGAAUCAAACGAGUGCUGCCUCUUCAACUUCGACUCCUGUUGCAAAUGCUUCAGCUGAAAAUGGAGAGAAUUCGACUUCAGUUGCUGUUGCACAACCUGCUGCUACUGCUUCUUCUUUACAACAAAAAGACACUAGCUCAGAUUACAAAAUUUCCAUCCUUGGAAAAUCUUAUCACGUAUUUUUUGAUCGAAGAACUUUGGAAUACUUUUUAGAUCGAGAUUACAAUCCACGAGUGGAAGUUUUUGCAGUUCCUUUAAUUGCUUUUGGUGUGGCUUGGAUGGGGCUUCGAUUGACAGCAUUAUUGGAUCGAAAUUGGGCGAGUGUUGUUUUCAUGAUUUUAGCAAUUGCUCAAUCUCACUUUUCUUUGAUUAAGAGCCCAAAACCUGAAGCCAAUUCUCCGUUCCAUUUUUCACGAGGAAGUAAUUACAGUCGAUCGUUUUAUGUCUUAUUUUUUGGAACUAUUGCCUUAAUUUGCCAUGCCAUUUCAAGAGUUUCAUACCCAUUUGUGGUGAUCUAUGGCCUUAAUAUUAAUUUCGGAUUAAUUUUUCUCUCAGCCAAAGACAUUGCAACAUUUAUCAUCAUGUGUUUUCCAAUUAUCUUCCUAUUUGGUGUUUUACCGCAACCCAUGUCUUUUAUAUUUGUUUUUUGCGAACAAAUUCACAUGCACAUGUUUGGAGGAAGUGGAUCCAUCUCGCUGUAUGGCCUUUUAUUUCAAUUAUUUUCCUCUCUUGUGACUGUUGGCAUUCUUAUUGGUGUUGGAUACACAAGUUCUCUCAAUUUAACAUGGACAUUCGACUAUUACUCUGCAUUUUACAGUGGAAUUAUCGUGUCAGGUUGUUACAUUUUAAGUAGAAUGCCAUCGAAUCAUCGAUUUUACACCUCAAUUUUUGAAGACAUGGUUGCCAGAUAUUGGGAUAAUUAUAUUCCUCCAAAGAUUCGUCAUCAAAAAUCAAAAGAUGAAAUUAGAGAACGAAAGAAUAAGGAAUUGGAUUUGAAUAUUUCAAAUGUAAAUCCAGUUUGGAGAAUUAUCAAAGAUUUGUCAAUUGCAGCCAUAUGGUUUAUUGCGGCUUUUAUUCCACAAUUAUGGGACGCAUUCCAAAGAGGAAAUCCCUAUCUCUUAUAUGUAUUGACAGCUUUGAACGUAUUUAUUGGAAUUUUGUGUUAUUACAUUUAUCCUCAUCUCUCAAAACAUCAUCCAUUCACAAUAUUUAGAUAUCCUCUCCUUUCAAAGAACCAACCAUCUGUCAAGUUUUUAGGAAAACAGAAAUGGGUUUGGUACGAACUUGUAUUUUAUCUUCUACAAUGGGUAGAACUUGUAUUCUAUGUGGUGAUUAUUCUUUCAAGCAUUUCUUCGACUGUUUUCCAUUUACAAACCAAAUGUCACGCUGGAGUGGCAUUAACGAUUGCUUCCAUUUGUGCUGUGAAAUUAAUGAGAUGUGCCUUCUCAGAUCCAACACGAUUGACUUCUGCUCUAUUUUUCAGUGUGAUCAUUUCACAUGUGGACGCAUUUGAUAUUUCUGAAGGUUUAUUAGUUGACUUUUUUGUUUUCACAUACAUUAUGCCUAAAAUGGCUGAAAUUGGACGCAAAUUACAAUUCAUUUGCAUUUACAGUACUCCACUUUCAUGGUCUUCUGGUCUUUAUAUUAUCAUGCAACCAUUAGGACUUCCAUUUUCACAAUUUUUCUUUGUACAACUCAUCUAUUCAGUCAUUUCCAAUGCACCCAUGUAUCCUCUCAUUGGAGGUGCUUUAUGGUUUUUGGGAUACAGUAGAACUGAAAAAUUCUUUGAAAAAGAUUAUCGAACAAGUCGAAAGGAUGUCACUAAUCAAACAUUGGGGCAAACAUUGGAAGGUGGAGGACUUGAUCAACACACUGUUGACAAUUUGAACUCUAUUUUCUAUGAACAUUUAGUGAAUGCAUUAAGGGAGAAAUUUCCUGAAAUUAUUAGAAAGGGUCAAGUUGGACCAAUUCAACAAGGAGACAUUUUUAUAUUUAUUAAUGACAACUUGACAGCAAUUGUUCACAUUAUUGAGGUUGGAAGUGGUGUCUUCUCUUUCCAAAUUCGUGGUCUUGAAUUUAAAGGAACAAUUUGCCAAGAAGAAGAACAACGUAAUUUAUUAAGCCGAAUUAACAGGGAUGGAGAAGCCAUGUUUGACACUUGGUGUGAAGAUGAUUGUUUAUCUCCGUAUGGACCAAAAUUAGAACUUCUUUCCAUUAAGGAUAUGAUCUCGUUUAGAUGGCACACUUGGGAAGUUGUUCAAACUGGAAUCAAACUCAAAACAUAUAACAUGUUAGAAAACAAGGUGGAUAAUUUAAUGAGUUCCAAUGAUGAACGAAGAGCUGUCAUUACACUCUAUGUAAGAUCGGUUCUGUAUUAUGUCAUUCAAUCGGAUCAAUUGAAUCGUUGGAUUGCAUUGGAUCAUCCAUUUAUUUCACAUCUUGACAAAAUCGGAAAACAGAAAAGGGAAGAUUUGGAUCCAGUGUUUACUACAAAAUUUGAUAUUGAUUAUGAAGCCAAUGGAAUGGGUGGUAUUACUUUUAUGAAAUUUAUGGAAAAAUACUCUGAUUUUAUCGAUUAUUUCAUUGAGGAUCGAAAGAAAUCUCGAAAUGUGAAUUACAGUGAUGAAGAAAUAGAUCGAAUUCGUAAACUCUGUUUCUUGUCAAGUUUGACAGCACGAAGAGCUCUUGCUUCACACGAUGGAACCACUUCAGCACACAGUCUUCGAACAUUUAUUCAAAAAGUUCACACACUCUUUGUGGGUGAUUAUAGAAUCACCAGUACGAACGAUGAAUGGGUAUUUGGAGAUAUUAGUAUUUUGGAUCAUUGUAUCAAACCUGCCAUUUGUAUGGCUCUUCGUCUCUAUCAAGCAAGAUUUGCAGCAGAAGAUGUUGAAUCACCUGAGGUGGUGUGUAAUCUCAUUAAGGAUGAUUUUAAGGAUUUAGUAAUUACUCAUGAAGCAGAUCCAAAGUGGAGAGAGAGUAUUAUGGCAGAUCAACCUGAAUUGUUCUCUUUGAGAAAGAAGGUGUUAGAUAAGGGAGCAAUUGAUUACUUUAUUCUCAUGUUGGAAAUGAGAGAUAUUGAGUUUAGUAUUGUCAAGUUGAAUAAGGAAGGUGUGAGAAGUUUGUGGGCCUCUCAACAACAUGAAUUGGUAUAUUUGGGUGUGGAACAACCUGAGAGAGCGUCCAUUCAGAACAUGUCACACACUUUGAGAAAUAUCUGUAACUCGAGUAUGGACAUUCCAAUUGGUUACCCUGUGAUGGUGAGUUCAGUAACCACAGCUUAUUGGUAG